Molecule: messenger RNA, 1298 nt
Organism: Rubroshorea leprosula
Lineage: Eukaryota; Viridiplantae; Streptophyta; Magnoliopsida; Malvales; Dipterocarpaceae
Source: the annotation of a GenBank genome assembly
AUCUGUCGUACAAUCCAAGGCCUGUGCCGUUUUAGGCAAAACGAUCCAAUCUAUCUUCACCGAACCGUACCCAAGGAUCCUCCGGGCGUUCUGUCAUUUUCCGACGCUGCCAAAUGGAACAGGAUCAACCGGAGAGUCAAUCUGUGAUACAAUCGGACCGGGUCAAGAUCAACGGGACGGUGUUACCGCUGGAGGUUACGGGAGACGGGAAGCUCCGGUGGAUGGAUGAAGGUCAACGGUGUUUGACUUUGGAGAAGGAGGUGCUCGGGUUUUCCGUGGACGGUUCCAGAAUCAAGAUCAAAGCCGUUGUUGAGAAAGGAGGUGGAAUUUGCUGUGUUGGUAAUGGCGGACAUUUGGUGAGGAAGAGCUUCGUGUUCGAGCCUCUCUCUGAAGAUUCGCUCAGGCUCUGGUGUCAAAAGCUUCGCGACUAUAUGGAUUCUCUUGGUCGGCCGAAGAGACUAUUUAUUUUUAUGAAUCCAUUUGGUGGGAAGAAAUCUGCUCCCAAGAUUUUCUUUGAGGAUGUAAAACCUUUCCUUGAAGAUGCUGAUGUUCAGUUUACAUUGCUAGGUCUAGAUUCUCAUCCCAUAGAACCGUAAAGAUUGUUAUUUAGCAUCACCUGGUUUUACUGCAUUUUUGUUUAUGCUUUCUUAGUGUUACUCAACUGUCAGAAACUAAAUAUCAGCUGCAUGCAAAAGAAAUUGUAAGGACUUUGGAUCUCUCAAAGUAUGAUGGCAUUGUUUGUGUUAGUGGGGAUGGCAUCCUUGUCGAGGUUAGUUGGCCUCGCUUUGUUGUUUCAUAAAUGCUUUUCUGUGUUUUUGAUGCUCAUGAGAUAGAUAGAUUGUGGAACAUAACCAUGUCAGAGGCUAAUUAUUUGCCUUAGAUUGGUGCAACUUUUGGGUAUUUCCACUGCUCUCAUGAAGAAGUGAUGGUGUGGAGAGUGCAAUUCCCAAUUCUAUUUUGUAGAUACUUUCCAUACUCUAUUUUCUUGAGGUUUGAUGUCAAAGUUUCUAAUUUCCCUGAAUUAUCGGGUUCUUUGUUUUGCUUCUUUUUGAAAAAACUCUGUUAAAUCAAAGACUCUCAUCUUUUAAGUUACAGCACUCUCUUGUAGAAGUGUAUAUGUAGUUAUAUUGAAUUAUGGUACACUAGCUUUAUGGAAUGCAGUCAUGCACUCUGGUAGAAGAUUUAAUUGCUACAGAGCCAGUGACUGCAAGGCAUUUAAAUUAAUAGAAACUAAAUUAAUAUAAGCAUAUACCCUUCACAUUGGCAGACUUCCAUUAUAGUAAAUCCUGAGCUUUUGC